AGCCCUGCGCCGCGCCCUGCUCGUGCCGCCGCGGCCUGCUGGACUGCAGCCGGCAGCGCCUGUCCAGCGGGCUGGGCCCGCGCAGGAUUCCGCCGCUGCCCGCCGGCACUACGGGGCUCGAUCUAAGUCAUAAUCAUUUAUUAUCAUCCAACUGGAGCAUUGAUUUGUCUGUCCAUACUCUCCAAGAAGUGAAAAUGAAUUACAAUGAGCUAAGUGAAAUUCCGUAUUUUGGAGAAACAACUUCCAAUAUAACUCUUCUCUCAUUGGUGCACAAUACCAUUCCAGAAAUAAAUGCUGAGCAACUCCAGGUUUACCUUUCAUUGGAAAAUUUAGAUCUUAGUUCUAAUCUUAUCUCAGAAAUUAAAGCCUCUUCCUUUCCACGAAUGCAACUGAAGUACCUGAAUCUGAGUAACAACAGAAUAACUACUCUAGAAGCAGGUUGCCUUGAUAACUUAUCUAGCUCACUAAUGGUGAUAAAACUGAACAGAAAUAGGAUUAGUAUGAUUCCACCGAAGAUCUUCAGAUUGCCUCAUGUGCAGUUUCUGGAACUGAAAAGGAACCGGAUUAAAAUAGUGGAAAGUCUUACAUUCCAAGGAUUGGAAUCCUUAAAAUCCUUGAAGAUGCAGCGCAAUGGGAUAAGCAGACUAAUGGAUGGAGCAUUCUUUGGCCUGGGUAAUAUUGAGGAAUUAGAACUGGAACAUAAUAACUUAACAGAAGUAAACAAGGGCUGGCUGUAUGGGCUGCGGACAUUGCAACAACUCUAUGUUAGCCAGAAUGCCAUCACCAGGAUCAGCCCAGAUGCAUGGGAAUUCUGCCAAAGACUUGCUGAGCUAGACUUGUCAUACAAUCAGCUCACUCGCCUCAAGGAAUCUGCCUUUGUGGGACUUGGCUUUUUGGAGAAGCUAAACCUGGGGGACAAUCACAUUAAUCACAUUGCUGAUGGUGUUUUUAGAGGUCUGACAAAUCUUCAAACCUUGGACUUGCGGAACAAUGAGAUCUCCUGGGCCAUAGAAGAUGCAAAUGAAGCUUUUGUGGGACUCACCAGGCUGGAUAAAUUAAUCUUGCAAGGAAACCAAAUUAAGACAAUUACCAAAAAAGCAUUCUCUGGUCUUGAAGGACUUGAAUAUCUAGAUUUAAGCAACAAUGCAAUAAUGUCCAUCCAAGAAAAUGCCUUUGCCCAGGCUCAGCUGAAGGAGCUAGUGUUGAACACAAGCAGUUUGCUUUGUGACUGCCAGUUGAAAUGGCUGCCCCAGUGGCUCAGUGAGAGCCAUUUGCUGCAGGCUGUCAGUGUCAGCUGUGCUCACCCUGAGUGGCUGGCAGGACAAAGCCUUCUCAGUGUGGACCCUGAUGACUUUGUUUGUGAUAAUUUCCCUAAACCGCAGAUCAGAGUCCACCCAGAGACCACAGUGGCCCUGCGAGGCACAAAUGUGACCCUGAUGUGCGCUGCUGUGAGCAGUAGUGAUUCACCCAUGGCCACGGCCUGGCGCAAAGACAGCGAGGUCCUCUAUGAUGCAGAGGUUGAGAAUUUUGCCAGGUACCAGCAGCAAAGUGGGGAGGUGCUGGAAUACACCACUGUCCUGCACCUCUUCAAUGUGAAUUUCACUGAUGAAGGGAAGUACCAGUGCAUUGUCACCAAUCACUUUGGCUCCAAUUAUUCCAACAAAGCCAAGCUGACUGUUAAUGAGCUCCCUUCUUUCCUGAAAACUCCCAUGGAUCUCACUAUCCGCACUGGGGCAAUGGCCCGUCUGGAGUGUGCUGCCGAGGGCCACCCCCCGCCACAGAUCUCCUGGCAGAAAGAUGGUGGGACAGACUUCCCUGCUGCAAGAGAGAGGAGGAUGCACGUCAUGCCAGAGGACGAUGUGUUCUUCAUUGCAAACGUGAAGAUGGAAGACAUGGGGAUCUACAGCUGCAUGGCCCAGAACAUCGCAGGGGGACUUUCAGCCAAUGCUACCCUGACUGUGCUGGCCCUAGUGAGGCACAUCUGGAGUGCUGUGUCCAGUUCUGGGCUCCUCAGGACAAGGGGGAUGCAGAGUUCCUGGAGCAAGUCCAGCAGAAGCUACAGAGAUGAUGAAGUGACUGGAGCAUCAUUCUUACAAGGAAAUGAAACUCCUUCCUUCAUGAGGCCCCUGGAAGACAGGACAGUGACCCGAGGUGAAACUGCUGUCUUGCAAUGCAUAGCUGGUGGCAGUCCUGCCCCUCGCCUCAACUGGACCAAGGACGAUGGUCCCUUGACAGUCACCGAGCGGCAUUUCUUCGCUGCAGCAAAUCAGCUCCUCAUCAUAGUGGAUGCAGGACUGGAGGAUGCUGGGAAGUACACGUGCAUCAUGUCCAACACACUGGGCACUGAGCGUGGCCAUAUUUAUCUAAAUGUGCUGGCUUCCCCCAACUGUGAUUCUUCUCAGAGUGCGAUUGUCAAUGAGGAGGACGGCUGGACAACAGUCGGGAUCGUGAUUAUCGUUGUCGUGUGUUGUGUGGUGGGAACGUCCUUGGUGUGGGUUAUCGUCAUCUACCACAUGAGAAGGAAGAACGAAGAUUACAGCAUCACUAACACAGAAGAGAUGAACCUACCUGCUGACAUUCCCAGCUACCUGUCCUCCCAAGGGACACUGUCUGAGCCUCAGGAAGGCUACAGUAACUUGGAGGCAGGGAGCCAUCAGCAGCUGAUGCCUCCAGCUGGCAGCUACAUGCACAAAGGCACAGAUGGUGGUGCAGCACCGUUAGUGAUCUGCUCAGAUUGUUAUGACAAUGCUAACAUCUACUCCCGGACCCGAGAGUACUGUCCCUAUGCCUUCAUCACCGAGGAGGACCCCCUGGAUCAAGCACUCCCAAAUCUCAUGGUGCAGAUGCCCAAGGAAACAUACACAGUGUGCACCCAGAAUGAAACCAGUGCUCUGGGUAGUCUCUUAGCAGACAGAGAUGUGCCUGUCUUCUGUACCAACCGUGACAAAAAAUGUGAUAAGAAAAUGUAUUCACAGCAGAUUAUUGAGCCCUUCCAGGUUCCUCUGUGGGGAGGCAGCAAAGACCUGGCUUGCUCUCACCCGCAAUUCCUGCACCACCCAUUGGCCCACGAGCCCCCACAGCCACUCCGGAGCGACGGUAUCGCCAACAGUGACCGGGACCAGGCAUCACCCAGACCCUGCCACAAGCUACGGGAGGAGAAUUUUGAUUUUAGCAGGACACAGAACAUUCAUGACCACAGUGAAACCACAUAAAAUGCUCACGAAGCCUUGUAAGCAAAUCCAGAUUGACUAUUUACUACCUCAGGACUAACCCCAAAGCCAAAGAUGCUCAUGUAUGUGUCUGCAGCAGUCAGACUCUCUUGGAGGAGGUGGCACAUGCCCUUUUUUCUGCAAUUUCUCCAUUGGAAAAUGGGAAUGUGCACCAGAGAACACGUGGAUAAUUAGUGCCAUCUACAAAAAUAGCAUUAAAACACGGAUUGUGUGGUGCUGGAAGCAGCCUUUGUGGUGUGCAUGCUUUGGAAAGCUCUCAAGAACAUGUGUAGCUAUUUCACAGUGCUUCGUCUGCUUGGAAACAAACCAUCAGGGCCUCCUCAUGGAAUUCCCACGGAACUGUAAGCAUAAAACUCUUGGCCAGCUUUUCCUUCCUUAGACUGUUGGCAGGUCUCUGUGGCCAGUCUAAAUUUAGGGCUUGUUUUCUUCUAUGAAUAAUAGGCUCUAGUUGUAAAUAAAUUCAUGUUUAUAAAUAUUUUGUAUACAUUAAGCAUAUAAAUGUGUUGGCUGUAAUGUAAAUUAUUUUUUAUUAUGCCAAAGUAUGUAUCAUACUGUUAGUCUUGACAGCUGCAUAUCAAGCCAUAUGGGGGGCCUAGGGGGACCAAAAGCUUGUUUGUGAGGGAAUAGAGCUGUCUUCAUUUUGAAAAGAAGUGCAUUUACUUAUAGAUAUGUGGUAGAAUUUUGUGAUAGUGAUGAAUUUCAUUGUUACCUACAACUGUGUACCUGGCUGACCUGGCUGCAAGCUGAUCCAUUUCAUGAUAUUAGCAGAAUUUCAAGGUUUAUCUAAGCUUUUAUCUAUAAAAAACCCCUUCGUAUUGUGUCUGUUGAGAGGGUCUCCAUAUGUUUCCUAGCUGACAGUUAAGUGAACUUUUUAAAAGAAUGUGGUGAUGAAAAGCAUGAGGUAAAAUGAGAGAGCACUUGAUAAAUACUUCUGCAUAGCCAAAGGCAUAUGGAGUUUAAAACACUGGUCCUUUUCUGUUGUAAAAUACCAGGCUUAAAUUGUUGAACUAACUGUUCCUUUAAACCUUAAUGUGGUCAAAAUAUUUAAAUAUUUGACAGGUGAGAAAUGAUACAAUGCAGGGAACCCCUCGCUAUGGAAAAAUCUUGCUGAGACAGAGGAAGCUCAGACUUGAUAGUUCCAGUGAGAUGUGCCUGACAAAAUGAGGAAGAACAAUGACAUAUAAAGACUUCCUGAAAAGUUCCUCUUUUGGAAAAUGCUCUUUUUUGUAGAAGGUGUUAAAAGACUCUUCUGGAAUGGGUUUUCAGCAGGUACAUUGUGCUCUAUGGUCAUGCCUUUAGUGUGAGGUGCUUCCUUCCUGGUCACUGCUGCCUGCUCUGGAGCUGUAGGAUUUGUACCAAAAUAAAACCAUCUGUGUGAUAUUUUUAGAAAGACAGAAAACCUUUUGGCCCAGCUCAGUUCUAGGUAUGUGAGAAUUCCCAUUAAUCCAUUCCUGGACUGAAGGGUUUGUGACUUAAUUGUCAGGUCUGGUCGUGAAUCACAGCUGAACUUAGACACUGUGGUGAAGGAUUCUGAGUAAAUGAGUGGGGAAACACUGGAAUAAUGAUGUUUUUCCCGUGGCUCUUCGGACAGGAAUAAUAGUCAAAUCUUUGCAAAUGAGUAAAUAUUUUCAAGGGCUCUUCCCAUGCUCUCAAAGCCAGCGUGGCUGCUUUGGUAGACAGCAGCUUAGUGGGAAGGAGAUCAAAUUGUCCUUGGCCUUUGGGUAAAAUAGAGAGAAACAUAGGUGUGUAAAUUUUUGCAUUCUGACAGGUGAAAUGUUUAAAAAAAAAAAAAGAGAAUCUUAAGUUCAUUUCUUUCUGUUUUUAUUUCCUCCAGACUUUUCCUUCCCAUACAGCAUUUAAGGCACAGUGCUUAUUCUGAAUCCAAAGUGAUCCCUGCUGCAGGGACCCAGCACUGUCAGUUUAAAUCCAGAUGAAAAAGGUCAUGCCAUGAAACUACUGCAGCAGCAGCAAAGCCUUAUCCUUUUGGGCUGCUCUCUCAGCCAGUCACUCAAGCUACUGGGACAGGUCGCUGCUGGCAUGUGUGAUUCCCAGGAGUGGAAGAACUGCUGCUGCUGCUCUCUCAUCACCAUUUGGCAAAUUCUGGUUCCUAUAUCUUUCAUUCCUCUCUCUCUCUGUAGGAGCUAAACUUACACAGAUCUGUCAUGGUGCAGCUGGCAUUGUUCAGACGCUGGGAGUACUUGGGGUGCAACUCCCUGGAGCAAGGGAAUUCCCUUUAGGUAGAUGAGAGCUGCUUGGCCCAGGCCAGAGCUUUGAAAUCACUGCUGUCUGCACCAGGACUGUGCUGGCUGUCAGAGAGUGCAGCUAAAGCUGCUCUGAUUUCUGGGAGAGAGUAGCCUAUAAAAGCUGAAUCCUGAAUUAAGACAUUUACAUCCUUCCAUGAGCAUUUAAACUCCAUAAGCUGGUUGUAAAUAGCGGAUGCUUGUAAGAAGGUGCCACUUUGCUGCACUGUGGAAAAACUUAUUUGGUAGACUUGGAGGAGAAAAUCAUGUGCAUCUUCUUUCUCCUUUGCAGAGGCGAUAGAGUGGCCUUUCUUUUUUCAGUAAAAACAAGCAAUUGACCCAGUCAGUGCCAAAGCACUACCAGUACAGGAACUGAGGGGUCAGAAGCAGCAAGAGCAAAGCUGCUUCUGUUCCCUCUUGCUAUUUCUAUUGUCUAUUUAUAUUUUUUUCACAUCAGAAUGUAUAUUUUGUAUAGCAUAUGUAAUAUAUGUUUGUCCAUUGUAACAUAUGUCCAAACAAUAAAAUGCUGUAUACAUUGAGCAUUCAGUGUAACUCUGUUAGUUUGCAAGUCAAAUAAUUAUAUUUUGUCCUAUGGUAUUUAAUUUUCAUAGGGAAAAAAUAAAUUUUGCCAACUGGA
Messenger RNA from Pseudopodoces humilis (Tibetan ground-tit), 6107 nucleotides. RefSeq names its product leucine rich repeats and immunoglobulin like domains 2 (gene LRIG2). Gene Ontology annotation, molecular function: protein binding. The record is from RefSeq and is a predicted model, not a curated record. Lineage: Eukaryota; Metazoa; Chordata; Aves; Passeriformes; Paridae.